This is a messenger RNA of Leopardus geoffroyi (Geoffroy's cat), 1650 nucleotides long. RefSeq names its product SWI/SNF related, matrix associated, actin dependent regulator of chromatin, subfamily e, member 1 (gene SMARCE1). The record is from RefSeq and is a predicted model, not a curated record. Gene Ontology annotation, biological process: negative regulation of DNA-templated transcription. The transcript has 11 exons. Gene Ontology annotation, cellular component: SWI/SNF complex. NCBI's taxonomy places the organism in Eukaryota, Metazoa, Chordata, Mammalia, Carnivora, Felidae. Gene Ontology annotation, molecular function: nucleosomal DNA binding; nuclear receptor binding. The coding region runs from base 348 to 1583 and encodes 411 amino acids.
CUCGGCCGCCGCCGGGCCCCUCCGCCCACUUCGCCGUGACGAAUCGGCGCCAGGCCUGGAGAGUGCCCACAUUCGGGGGGUUUGAGGAACGUUUGUGGCCUGAAAAAAAAUCCCUGACUGGACCAAACACCACCGCGUCCUCACCUGGAGGUUUCCUUUUGCAAAAGAGUCGGGUGAGGGCUUGAAAGCAAUUAAGAAGAGUGUGGAAAGUGCGAGUGCGGACGCUCCGGACGCGAGGGGCGGGGCGUGCGCGGGACAAAGGAAAACGAGGCCGGAGCUACGGGCGCUUUUUCUGCCCGCGGUGUCUCAGAUUCAUUCUUAAGGAACUGAGAACUUAACCUUCCAAAAUGUCAAAAAGACCAUCUUAUGCCCCACCUCCCACCCCAGCUCCUGCAACACAAAUGCCCAGCACACCAGGGUUUGUGGGAUACAAUCCAUACAGUCAUCUCGCCUACAACAACUACAGGCUGGGAGGGAACCCGGGCACCAACAGCCGGGUCACGGCCUCCUCUGGUAUUACGAUUCCAAAACCCCCAAAGCCACCAGAUAAGCCGCUGAUGCCCUACAUGAGGUACAGCAGAAAGGUCUGGGACCAAGUAAAAGCUUCCAACCCCGACCUAAAGUUGUGGGAGAUUGGCAAGAUUAUUGGUGGCAUGUGGCGAGAUCUCACUGAUGAAGAAAAACAAGAAUAUUUAAACGAAUACGAAGCAGAAAAGAUAGAGUACAAUGAAUCUAUGAAGGCCUAUCAUAAUUCCCCCGCAUACCUUGCUUAUAUAAAUGCAAAAAGUCGUGCAGAAGCUGCUUUAGAGGAAGAAAGUCGACAGAGACAGUCUCGCAUGGAGAAAGGAGAACCUUACAUGAGCAUUCAGCCUGCUGAAGAUCCAGAUGAUUAUGAUGAUGGCUUUUCAAUGAAGCAUACAGCUACCGCCCGUUUCCAGAGAAACCACCGCCUCAUCAGUGAAAUCCUUAGUGAGAGUGUGGUGCCAGAUGUUCGGUCAGUUGUCACAACAGCUAGAAUGCAGGUCCUCAAACGACAGGUCCAGUCCUUAAUGGUUCAUCAGCGAAAACUAGAAGCUGAACUUCUUCAAAUAGAGGAGAGACACCAGGAAAAGAAGAGGAAAUUCCUGGAAAGCACAGAUUCAUUUAACAAUGAACUUAAAAGGUUGUGCGGUUUGAAAGUGGAAGUGGAUAUGGAAAAAAUUGCCGCUGAAAUUGCACAGGCAGAGGAACAGGCUCGCAAAAGGCAGGAGGAAAGAGAAAAAGAGGCAGCGGAGCAAGCUGAACGCAGUCAGAGCAGCAUGGUUCCUGAGGAAGAGCAAGCUGCCAGUAAGACCGAGGACAAGAAGGAUGACGAGAGUGUCCCAAUGGAGACAGAGGAGACACACCUUGAAGAAGCGACGGAGAGCCAACAGAAUGGUGAAGAAGGCACAUCUACUCCUGAGGACAAGGAGAGCGGGCAAGAGGGGGUGGACAGUAUGGCUGAGGAAGGGACCAGUGAUAGUAACACUGGCUCAGAGAGCAACAGUGCAACCGUGGAGGAACCACCAGCAGACCCCACACCGGAAGACGAGAAGAAAGAAUAAAUGUUGCCUUGUUUUAUGUGUUCUAAAUACUUUUUUAAAUGAAAAAAAGAUGUUUUUUGAGUUUUAA